AUGGGUCACCAGUCAAUGGUGAAUUCCUUUGGGGAACUGAGCUAUAGAGGCAUAAUAGGAGCGGCCAAGAUUGUGAUUUUGUCCAAUUGUGGUGGGAGGUGGAUCAGCGGACGGGGGACUCCGAACCUCAAGCUACAUAAUCUGUGGAUUCGGGGGAACGACGAGCUCACGAUUAAGAACCGGCAGUCAUACUUGCUCCUCAACUACAUCGUCAUCGAAAACGAUUGCCCCACACAUAGCGCUUCUGGGUAUACAUUCACCAUCGGAAGAUCUGAUAGAAUGACUCGACAUGGUAAAAACAACACCGCGUCAUCGGUCUUCACUCAUGCCGAACGAAUGAUGACUGGAAAUGGUAGCAAAACACAAAGAUUUACUUCAGAUUCCAUGGUCGGAUUUGAUGCCUGUCGACUAUGUCUCAAUUCGGCUCGGGACCCCCGUGUGGAUUCAGAAGGACACUUGUUCUGCCACGAAUGCAUCCUAGAACACAUCCUCGGCCAGAAGAAGGAUCUGAAGCGACAACGCGCCAUGCUUGAACGGAUGAGUCUAGAAGAAGAGGCCGAGCGAAAAGCAACUCUUGCUGCUGCUCGGGAAAGAGUCCUACAAGAUUUCGAACGAGCUCAAGCAGGAAUCUCUACGCAGACGAAAAUCAGUUCUAAUACGCCAAAUACUACCAAGAGCAGUGACAGUCUAUCUGCUCGCACCUCUGCUGCUGGGCCGCGGCUGGAAGAACUCACAACUGCUGCUGAACGUGCUGCACUGGAGACAUUAGAACGGGAGGCAUUGGCAUCCAGAAGGGCCAAAUUACCUAACUUUUGGCUUCCCUCCCUCACUCCCUCCGCUCCACCUACGCGGGUCUCGGCCCUACCUAGCUCCCAACUUCGUCCGCUCUGUCACGUCAGUAACCGUAAGGGCGAAAAUCGUGCCCACCCGAUCAAGCUUUCAGACCUCGUGGCGGUCUAUUUCGAAGCAGAGCUCACCUCCUCCGAUUCAUCUUCCAAGAAAAACUCGCUGAAGUGCUGUGCGGGUUGUCGCAAAGCUCUAAACAAAAACACCAAACUCGCAGUUUUGAAACCCUGUGGGCAUGUUGUUUGUUUAGUCUGUGUGAAUACACUCGUGAAGCCCAACAAGACCAACUUAGGAUCGGACGAUCAAUGUCCCAAAUGCGAUAAACCCACCACCAAAGUGAUCGAGAUCGAGAGGGAAGGCACGGGCUUUGCCGCGGGUGGGAUGGCUCAAGGGACUAAGUUCGAUGUCUCCUUUCAAGGUUGAUUCUUUGAACAGGAGGAAAGUGCUCGUUGUAUUGGGUUCUUUCGGUGUUGGAUAAGGUCUUGGAUUGUCAAUGAAUCCCCCAUAUCAUGCGACUGGUUCAACAAUCUUAGGUCCGCCCUGGAGAUCAAUUGUCAUCGGAUGAUGUGGUUGGCAUAGUUCGGUUUCUUUUUGCAAGUCUCUUGAUUGCUUAGCUGUCAGUAAACCAACAUCGUCAAGAAGACAGCUGAAGACGGAAGUGAAAGUCUUGAUGCAUUGAACGAACGACACUAUUUGGAUGUCUUGAAUCUAUCAAACAAUUGUUUUGAUAUACGAGAUACCUGUGUAUGUACACAAUCUAAUCAAUAAAUUUCUGGAACUUGUUCAAAUUGCCUGUUGUUACCGGAUAUCACAUUAUUAAUACUACGUAGCUAAAACAAAUCGAUAACUCAAAGUUUUCCAGCAGAAAAGUCACAGUAACAUCCUGUAACAUCAAUGUGGACAAAGAAACAUCUGGGUCAUCCAUUGGUGAAAAAGUCUAAGAAGAAAGAAAUAGGACUCUUCCUCAUUUUGUCUUGAUAUCCACUUUUGAUAUCGUCAUGGGUUGAAAAACAACAUGUUGACAAAUGAAACUAAGAAAUCGAUGGAUUGUAUGCUGCAAAAUAGUGAUAAAUGUACAACACAAAAGCAGUUUAA
Puccinia graminis f. sp. tritici CRL 75-36-700-3 is the source of this 1941-nucleotide messenger RNA. RefSeq lists its product as uncharacterized. Lineage: Eukaryota; Fungi; Basidiomycota; Pucciniomycetes; Pucciniales; Pucciniaceae. Bases 1 to 1269 code for a protein of 422 amino acids. Gene Ontology annotation, cellular component: nucleus. Gene Ontology annotation, molecular function: ubiquitin protein ligase activity. The transcript has 4 exons. The record is from RefSeq and is a predicted model, not a curated record.